This is a messenger RNA of Schizophyllum commune H4-8, 3114 nucleotides long. RefSeq lists its product as uncharacterized. The transcript is spliced from 12 exons. The record is from RefSeq and is a predicted model, not a curated record. The coding region runs from base 1 to 3114 and encodes 1037 amino acids. Lineage: Eukaryota; Fungi; Basidiomycota; Agaricomycetes; Agaricales; Schizophyllaceae.
AUGCAGGAAGAAAUCCGACCUGCCGCGGAAAUCCCAGUGGUAUUCGAGGCGGAGAGUUCGACUGCUGCUUCCGAUCGUUCCAGUGCGCUUGCGCUGCGGGAGCAAGCACCAGAAAGAAAACAAGCUCACGCCCUGCAUCUCAUCUUACCCUUCGACUCUGAGCCUAUCCCCGGAGCGCUUGUUGAAGAUGCACUCGAUACGAUCUCCCAAAUGAUGCCCGACCAUAGUUUCCUCUUUCCCGUCCGCAAGUACCGCGCCGUCAUGCAGAACUGUGACUGGGACGUUCGCCUGCUUGCGCCACAAGAGCGCGUCCUCACCACAUGCCUCCUCGCCUUCGCCUCCCUCGUCUCGGUCAACCCUUUCUACGUCGGGCACGACGCCAAUGGACACAAAUUCCCUGACACACAUCUGCGCUGGGAGAAAGUCAACUCCGGUUAUAUGGAAGCCAUCGACAUACGAGAGAUUGGACGCAGGAGGAGACCAAUUUGCACGCGGUUCUACGGAGAGGCUGUCCGUCAAGCGCACCAAGACGGAAUCACCUCUUUCGCUUCGAAGGAGAACGCGGUGUCGUGUAUACUGCUCAAUAUGCUCGACGUCAUAUACGAUCCACAGACUUCCAUGCCAUGGGCCAACGCUGCCAUCUGGCAACUUCGAACGAUAUGCGAGCAAGUUGCGACAGACAUUUUCCGAGGUGCAACUCCACGUGGUACAUCAGAGGUGGUAGAGCGAAUUCAAUAUCGAGCAAGUAUGUCUGCUAUCGCUGCAUGCUGCGUCAGCAAAGGGAAAAGCAUGCCCUUUUCGCCCCACGACGAGGCGGUUAUUGCCGGGCCCGAACCCAAGAACAUCGACGACCUCCUUGCAAAAAUAGCGGAUUAUUCCCGACACCAUGCUGUCGUGGACUCCCUGAACUCGAUUGGCGCGCGCUACAUUCGACUGACUCGUGAUGCGCUCGAGAACAUCGUCGGAGUCGUUGCGCUUCACGAACCCCUCGACGAACUGGAGGUCUCACGGCACGUCUCUGCCGUCGAGCAGUCCUUUACUACCGUCUCCCGCUUCCGCAGGUUCAUCCAGAGCCUCGGCGACGAGCGCGAGCUUCGCCUGUGUCUGUACAGCACUUCCGCGACCUACACAUCGCUAGCGGUCGCACUUUACCACACCCUCAGACGCCGCCUGAGCGAGAGCGCGGUGUCAGCAACCGGUCAGGCGGCGCGUUUGAUCGCGCUCUGCAGGCGGAGUCGAGCAAUCGCUGCUCGCUAUGUCGUCGAGGCUGUCAACGAUCUCCGAGGGCUUAUCGCGGCCCACUGGUUAGGCUGGUUCACGGCGUUUCGCUUUGAGGCAUGGGCAGAGAUCCUGCUGAACGACAAGAAUGGUGAGGCGCUCGACGAGAAUGAGGUCAGCGAGGAGGAGCGCCUGGGGACGCUGAUGUCCUUGCGCGAAAUGUUGCAGUUCAGCCUGUUUAUAGGCAUCGAGCGUCCGCAGAUCGUCGCAGCCAUCACCUCUGAGCUUGAUCCGCUUCGCGCAGGAUUUUCUGGCUUGAGCUCCGAGCCCCAACAAUCACCUCAAACGGGCAACAACACUACAGCAUCACCGAGUUCAUCACUGCUGAGCGACGCGCUCUCGUUCGCCAGCACCCCCACAUUUCCGACCGACGUACCUAUGCUCAGUGGCGACCAAUCUGCUCCUUCCGCACAUCCUGCGGUGACACCUGCAAUCCGGCUAUCGCCGCUCCUUGCGCAUCUUCCGCUGUUCUUCAUCACCCAUCCGCGCCCGGUCCUCAUCUCGUCCUCCGAGAAAUCUCGACGAUCUUACACUAACAUGAUGAGUCUCCACGGAGAUACCCACCCGAUUUUCCCGCCUGAGCUCAUCUGCAUGGUCGUCGAGAAUCUAGUCGCCGAGAAGGACAUUCCCUCCUUGAGGCAAUGUGCUUUGUCGCUAAGAUGCGCGCUUCCCACCGUCCGACGUUGUCUAUUCGCUUUGAUCAUUCUUCAUGUUAAAGUCUCCCCAAAGCCUUCGACCUUGAUCACAGACGGCCGAGCACAGGCGACCCCUGCGCAGCGCCUGUUGGAGGUCGUGACCACCGCUCCACCUCUGGCAGGUUAUGUCCGCGGUUUGUACCUGGAUAUCAACAUUGCAACUGGGGUACGCGCCCGCGACGACCCAGGUGAUGCUGUUCCACCUCUCCUCGCUCUCUUCAGACAUCUAGAAUGUAUGGAGAUAUGCGCAGUCUCAUCUCAUGAAGACGAACCGGAAAUUCCUCUCAGGAUUGUUGCUGCGAUUGAUCAUCCCUCAUUGACCACGCUGCGCCUGUCCUCUGUCAUAUUCCCCGUGUCGGCCUUCGACAAGCUAUCCGCCCUCCAAAACGUUAUCCUCUUCGAUGCAGUGCUCGUCUACGAGGUCAACGACCAUCCCACACAAUCUCUCGUUUGUCCGAAAGUAGAGCAGCUUGGUGUAUCCACCAGAUUCGGAGGUGGUAUUCAGGAUUUCUACAGCCCUCUGUUCUUCAUAUCGCCUCCGCCGUACUUCUGUCACCUCGUAUAUCUGGAUGUCCGAAACGUUCUCGAGGGUUAUCCGAACAUAAUCAGCAUCUUACAUGCCUGUAGUGGUACGCUCCAGUAUCUGGAUUUGCCCUGUCCUGUUGGCGUUGCCUCCAUUGCUGGUCAGCAGUUGUCUAUGCUCAAGUCCCUUCGUCGCCUCGCGGUCUAUCAAACUUUCAUGUCUACGAGCAUACACGGGUGGCUUCGCGAAUCCCUCGAAACUAUCUGCGUACCCCACCUUUCCCUGGUACUAGUGCUUGAAGAGCCUGGUGAAGAUAUACAGGCCACCAUCGACAUGUACGCGUUCCUGCAGUCUCAAGCGCAGGAUUGGAGGCUUUUGGAUCGAAUUACGAGCGGCGAUGUCGUGCGGUAUGACAGUGUCAAGAUCCGUGUGCUCUCUGCCAUGGGACCAGACCCUGAAGUCCCUGACACGCUCUAUUGCUUCUAUAACUGCGACCGCGCGACCGCGUUGUUGCUUGAGCUCCUCGAGAAUACCGCGGAGAAAAGCGCAUUGUCCGUGUCAAUUGAUGGACACCCUGGUGCUGAGGUGCCACGAAGCGCGCGUGUCGAAGUCGCAUGA